Messenger RNA from Symbiodinium sp. CCMP2592, 783 nucleotides. The record is from the annotation of a GenBank genome assembly. Lineage: Eukaryota; Dinophyceae; Suessiales; Symbiodiniaceae.
AUGGUCUGGCACGAAGACGCCGUGCCAAAUUAUCAUGAUGAGUCUGCGGCAUUCUGGAGCUGGUCUGUGCCCCUGAACGAAAAGGGAUCCCUCUUGUCGCGACAUUGCUUCAUUGGCUUGCCUUCCAGUCGCAUCUGCGCCAAAACACGAGAGGCAGUGCUGGCUGUGCUUGAGUGGGACCUGAGAUCCUUGAAAACUGGAUGUUUUGCAGAUCGCGACCAUUUGGACGUGGUUUUCCCAGAAAACAGCUUCAGGGGCAAGAGGGCAAAAACCCCGAUCAUGGGCGACAAACGUGCCAUCUUCUCGUGGUGGAAGGGUGACCAGGAAGCCCACAUGCUCAGCCACCGGUUGAGAAGGAAUUAUUUGACCAACAACUGUUGCGACCUUUGCCUUGCCCAGAAAAGACUUCGUGGCCUCACCUACGCUGACUUUACGAUGGCUGCCAACUGGCGACGUCAGAUGCAUGAGUUCCUGGGCAUGGCUUCUGACACACCGUUCGACAAUGUCCUGUUUACUUUUACUGCACGCGCCAAGCUGUGGGCUCGUGACCGUCGCCUGGACGUCCACAUCAAGCCGCUGACGGUGGCAUCGCUGGGCAAAUCGGACAGCGCCAACUACCCUGAGCUGUCGUCACGCAUCAAAGCAUCUCGAACGAGGAACUUGCUGGCGUUUGUGACACACUUUGCCAUUGACGUAGCCAACGACCGUUUCUCGCUCGACAUGAAGCCUCUCAAGGCACUGCUUUGCUGCAAUUGCCGAAACACCAUUACUUGUGUCACCUGA